CCCUCCCCCUCUCUGCCCUUCCUCAAUGAACGAAGAAGGCUGCAGAGUCGUCGUCGCCCCUUCUCUUGAGGCAGCUCAGUCUGACUGAGCGCGCGGAGAGAGCUCCGAGAGAUCCCUGGCAAGCGCCCGCCUUUUCCCCCCCUUCUCCUCCUCCUCUUCUAGGAUUCCUGCCUGGGCUUACUCCGCCGCCUGCAGAGCUGCUUAGGGGCGCGCGCGUGUAUUGCUGAGGGAUUCAAUGCCUGCUUACGAGCCUUGCUGAGUUCGCCAUUCAGAAAGGACUAAUCUAGCUGCAUGGGAGGAGAUGAACGUGGCGGGGAAGCCGUCUCCUUCAGCCCAGCUCGAGCGGCCGGACAGCCUCCUCGUCCCCACUUGGACAAAAACUGGUAUUGCAUUAUUAUACGAUGAAACAACCGAAAACACCUAUGAAAUUCGACUGAAGCUUACAAAAGAGGUACUAACAAUUCAAAAACAAGAUGUCAUCUGUGUUAGUGGAAGUGAUCACAGUGCAAAUCACAGAACUGUUAAGCUUCAUAGACAACCAGUUGGUGGCUUGGGCUUAAGUAUAAAGGGUGGUGCUGAGCACAAAGUGCCUGUUGUCAUAUCGAAAAUAUUUAAAGAUCAAGCAGCGGACCAGUCAGGAAUGUUAUUUAUAGGAGAUGCAGUAAUGCAGGUCAAUGGCAUAAAUGUAGAAAGUGCUACCCAUGAAGAAGUGGUGCAUCUACUGCGAAAUGCUGGAGAUGAAGUUACCAUCACCGUUCAGUACCUCAGGGAAGCUCCAUCAUUUCUAAAGCUCCCAUUGGGUUCUCCAGGACCAUCCAGUGAUCACAGCAGUGGUGCUUCCUCCCCUUUGUUUGACAGUGGUUUACAUUUAAAUGGAAACUCCACAAAUACAGCGCCAUCAUCACCUCCUUCACCCAUCGCUAAUGAACCAAAGUAUGAGAAGCGUUGGCUGGACACCUUGUCUGUUCCUUUGUCAAUGGCUCGAAUCUCAAGAUACAAAGCUGGAACAAACAAAUUAAGAUCUAAUGCAUUUGAAGUACUGGCACUUGAUGGAGUUAGCUCUGGGAUACUUCAGUAUUGUACAGCCCAGGAGAGUGCUGACUGGCUGAGAGCGUUAUCAACUAACAUCAGUGAUUUGACUCUACAAAAUAUGAAGAUGGCAAAUAAAUGUUGUUCUCCCUCAGACCAGGUGAUACAUAUGGGGUGGGUGAAUGAGAGGCUUCAAGGAGCAGAUUCCCUGCAGCUCUAUCAAUUCAAGUUUCUGGCGCUGAAGGGUUCAUCAUUCUACAUUUUCAGCACACCUCCGGUAAGCACGUUAGAUUGGGUACGAGCUGAAAAAGUAUAUAACCUCUGUGAGGUUUUAUUUAAAGUUCACAAGCUCUGGCUUAACGAUGAUUGCUGGCUACAAGCAAACCUGUAUUUAGGUAUUAAUCAAGAUUAUGAACUUGAAGACCAGAGACCAUAUUGCUUCAGUGUUGUGGUUGGUCAUGGCAAGAGUCAUUACUUCAAUGUAGAACUGGGAAGUGAGCUGGGAAUAUGGGAAAAAUCAUUUCAAAGAGCAAUUUUUUUGGAAGUUCAGAAAACAGGGUCUAAAACCUAUAUGUGUAGCUGGCAAGGAGAAAGCUUAUGUUUCAUGGUGGACUUUACUUUGGGAUUCACUUGCUUUGACAAUAAAACAAAGAAUGUCCUCUGGAGAUAUAAAUUCUCUCAGCUCAAAGGGUCGUCAGAUGAUGGGAAAACGCGAGUCAAGUUACUUUUUCAGAAUACAGAAACAAGACAAAUUGAAACAAAGGAACUAGAAUUUCAGGAUUUGACAGCAGUUCUAAACUGCAUCCACUCCUUUAUAGCUGCUAAGGUUGCAUCGCUGGAUCCAUUGUUUAUAGACAGCCAGAGCAUUGCAAGGAAAUAUACUUACAGUAAUUAAAAGAAUUCUAUGUUGUGACUAUGACAGAGAAAUUAUUUUCUUAAAGAAAAAAAGCUAUUUCAUGCACAAUAUUGCAAUCCCAUGUGAUUUUAUAAGAGAUCUAUAGUUGUGUUAUCAAUAAAAACUACUAGUUUUCGCAUUUGAUUCAUCAUUGUUAAUCUGAUGAGUUAUGCAUUUAUUCAAACUGAAUCAGUUUGUUGCCUUGCACCUAAAUUAAUAUUUUCACAAUACAUAAAGUGUAUUUUUAUUUGAUGUCUUAUUCUCCAACAAUGCAGGUUGGAAAAUUUAAUAAAAUUAACAGGGAGCCAGAAUUUACUAUUCUAUUAUUAUUUCUAUUAUUAACUUUCACAAACCUUCAGUAACUUACAAAUUAAACAUCUACAGCAAAGUUUAUAGAUUGACAACACAGUUUGGCAUAAAGGUCUCAUGCUGAGCCUUACAAAGACCAUUAAUUGUUUCUAAUUAAUUCAUGUGGUUAUGUGAUUUGGAAUCCAAGAUCCAUUGGGGAGGGGAAUAGACUACUUUCAUGUGUCUACUGGGUGGGGGAAGAGGAGGUUACAAAGAUUUUUAAUAACGUAGAUACUUUAUCUGCAUCAGCAAGAACAAUACCGAUUGUGCUGCAAAUUCUAAAGAUAACAUGACUUUAUUAUUCCACAAAUUAAUGUUGUUUGUAAAGUUUGUAAAGUUUUUUUUAAAAAAACCAAUACUAGGCAUGUAGAAACAAACACUAGUAAAGUGCAGCAUCUGUAUUUCAUUUAGUUUUUCUCCCUCUGCAGGAUUAAGAUAUGUUAAAUAAAUAUUCAUUAUAUCCACAUAAUUCAAUUUAAAAGAAAGCAUUUCAAAGAAAGUUAUACCAGAUUCCUAUACCUUCCUAUCAUCCAUAUUUAUCAUAUGUGCUUCCAAAGGACAUUAUACGUGCUUCCAAAUGACAUUAUAAGAGGAUAUCCAGGAUGUGAUGAAACUUUGACAUCCAGCAAACUUUGUUUCCAUGAAGGACCAGACAGGCCCCUUUUCUACUCUUUCAUGCCACUCUAACAUAGUGCCCAUUGACCACAAUAGUCUUAGGGUGUCAUAACUAGGGGUGUGCAAAAAAAAAAUUCAGGAACAUUCAGGUUCAUUUUUAGGAUUUCUGAAUUUCCCAAAAUACCUGCUAUGCCCCCCCCCCCACCAGUAUUUUUUCAGGAAUCCAAAAACAAACAGCUCCAUUAUACCCUAUGGAAAAUCUUCUGAGGGUUUUGCAGGGCCUGUAUUUUAAGGUAGAGACACCAAAUGUUCAACAUCUUCUGGUGACUCUCCUUGCAAGAACCCCCAUGUUUAUUAAACAUUGGGCUAAGAUAUCCAAUUUUAUGGUGCCAUACUCUUUUGCAAACAGUAAAUAAAAAUGGAGGUCCAAAAAUUGCACUCAAUCUAUACCAAACUUGACGGUUCUUGUAAGAAGAGUCUCAAGAAGCUAUGCUGAAAAUUUGGUGCCUCUACCUUGAAAAACAGCACCCACCCACCCACUGGAAACACUCCCCAUAGACUGUGAUGGAUAAGAGGGGAGAUUUAAACUUUGUUGUAAAUGGAGUGGGGGGCGGGUGUUAAAAAGGGUUUUCUACUGCUGUAGCUGAAAUGAUCCUGGGGGAAAGCAGAUUUUUUUUUCAGAUUUUUUUCAGAUUGGAAUUACAGGUUUUAAAAGGAUUUUGUUUGUUUUGGCUUUAACAAAUACACACCUCUAGUCAUAACUCUGUUUAAAAUGGCACUGCUAUUGUGUCAUUCAAAGAAUAUUUUCCUGGGAGAAAGCACUAUUAAAUGAACCUGAGUAUGAUUCUGGACAGAUCACUAAAUUAUAACAGCUUCCAAACAACUUUUUGUUCCUACUCACCCCUCAAUAUUUAAAUACUAUAUUAUUAUUAUUAUUAUUAUUAUUAUUAUUAUUAUUAUUAUUAUUAUUAUUAUUAUUAUUAUUAUUAUUAUUUAUUACGUUUGUAUACCGCCCUCCCCCGAAGAGCUCAGGGUGGUGAACAUAAUAUACAGACAGAGCACAAAAUACAAUCGACAAACAACCAGGAAUAAGUUAAAAAUGGCUCUGUACAUAUUAAAACUAAACCCUAUUAAAAAAGCGUUCUAAUUACAAAAACACAAUAGAUGGCGUCCCACAGCCUAAACCCCCUUAAGAGGGGGGGACGGGAGAGUCCACUGGUGUUAUGAAAGGGACAGUCAGCGGCCGAUCCUGGUAGAAGUCAAUUUAUGUGUUUUCUACCUUCAACUGGACUAAUUCUGUUCUUAGAUAUUGUUUCCAUUUAUAUAAGUUCAUCAUUCUAACAAAAUUCAUAUAUAAAUACUAUUGUUGUUAAUCAAACUUUUAUUCUUGCAGUCUUUUCAAAUAGUACAAUAAUAUAAAAAUAAAUUACUGGAUUGAGGCAGUUGUUCCAAGCCUUGUACAUAACUAUGUGUGAAAGAAUAUAAAUAUGGGUGUGCAUUUGGAUGUCUUUAUUAAUUGUUCAUUCAACUGAAAAGGAAUGAAAGCAGGCCUACAUUCAAAUGUGUAUCUAACUGAAUGUAAUCCAGUGCAUAUUUAAAUCCAAUCUUACACCUCAGUUUUCCUCAUCUGAAUCAAGGAAAGUAAGCAGGAUGUGAAGUUAAUAGCAACAGUCACAAUAUGAAAGUUCUAAUAACAGUUGUGUUAAGGAAAAGCACAGGACAGAAGACAUUUUUAUUAUAAGUAUAUACUUUAUACAUUAGUGAUAGUAUAACAACACAUUCUGAUUUCAAGUUUCUAUUUUCAAAAAAACAUGUUUAUAAGAUGACUAUUUAAAAUGUUUAAUUUUUAUACUUGAGUAUAGAAUUAAAGGCAAUUUAGUAAUUAAAUAAUUAAAGAUUUAGGAUGGAAGUUAAGAUACUUCUGUAGCUUGCAUCUAGCCAGGUUUUCACUCGAUCUCAUAUAAUCCCCCUCCCUACUAGAUACCUGUUCCACAUGUUUUUGUCCGUGCAGGACCCAUGAUCCCAACAUAGCCUUUUGGGGGUUUAAGGGACUCCCGUUUUUCCUUUUUCACUAGCAUGAAAGCUGGUUGUAUCUAAGCCAUUAAUAACUCCUCCCCCUGCAAAAUUGAAGGAGCCAUAAGGAUAAACUGACUACUGUAAAGUAGUUCUAUUUUGUCCAAUCUGAAAAAGUAACAAUGAAUUUUGGCCGUUUCCGCACGGCCAAAUAACAGCUCCGUAGGGACAGAAAAAACACAUGUCCCUAGGGUGCUGUUCGCACAGGAGCAGCACCAAUGCAGCAGCACCGUCCUGGCCGCUCUGGAGCAGUGCGAGGGCGUCGCUUUAAACCUUGCUCAAUGAGCGAGGUUUUUGUAAAGCAGCGGCUUCCUGCCAGUGUGGUGCGAACUGCACCAGCGGGACACUGCCG
Sphaerodactylus townsendi is the source of this 5312-nucleotide messenger RNA. It is a transcript of the gene SNTG2, whose product is annotated as syntrophin gamma 2. The transcript is spliced from 17 exons. Gene Ontology annotation, cellular component: dystrophin-associated glycoprotein complex; intracellular anatomical structure. Gene Ontology annotation, molecular function: protein binding; structural molecule activity. Lineage: Eukaryota; Metazoa; Chordata; Lepidosauria; Squamata; Sphaerodactylidae. Bases 302 to 1924 code for a protein of 540 amino acids. The record is from RefSeq and is a predicted model, not a curated record.